Periconia digitata is the source of this 2596-nucleotide messenger RNA. The record is from the annotation of a GenBank genome assembly. Lineage: Eukaryota; Fungi; Ascomycota; Dothideomycetes; Pleosporales; Periconiaceae.
UUGUACCCGGACCACAGCGCGACUGCUUUCUUCCAAUCGCCAAUCCUUCAACACUCAACCCAGGCCGAGCAGGACUGCAACCGGAGGCAGCCAGCGCACUCUCUACGAAAAUACUUCGUGCCCCCUAUCUGCGUAACCUUUUCACACGCAAUGCUGCAAGGCCCUGUCUACUGCUACAGCUGCUAGUCGACCUGCCAUGGACUCGUUCAAGACGCUCCAAGAUUCCAUCUCCGCCGCCCUAAAGUCCACUACCCACUCCGCAACACGCAUCAGCGGCGCCGAUCUUGCAUUCCAGAGGUCGCUGAACCCUGACGCUGGCGAUGCACUCGACGGCCAGAAUGCGCGGCUUCUUCGACUCGCGCAGCGCCUUCUGGAAAAUGCUGCAGCGAGCCCGGACGCUGUAGGUCCCACGCUUUCCGAUGUCGAAUCCAUAGACAACAAUUGGCGGGCCGUGGUUGAUGUCAUCGACAGCUUGCUUGAGAAGGCCGAUACUAGCCUGGAUGAGUACACUGGUGUUGUAAAGCGCCUAAGUCCUGGAGCUGAUCUGGCUAUGCCAGCCGCCAAAACCCGGCCGAACCCUGCCAGACCCCAAGACAAAUUCAUUGACAAGCCACAACUGUCCUUCAUACAUAAACCAAUGAACAAUGAGACUGGUGGCUUCAGGCCUCUCAUGUCCACAAAACCUCACGCCCAAGUUCCUCUGGCGGAAUGCUUGAAGACGUUCAAGGAUUCCCAUGGUCGGGAACAAUAUCCUCAUCCUUAUCAAACCGAAAUCGAAAAAUACGAGUACCCGUCUACGCUGUACGAACAGUCGACACCCAUACCGUACCAGCCAUUUGAAAAGACAUCCGCCACAUAUGUCGACACCCCGGAAGCUGUAGCGCUGAUGUUGGCUGAGCUAAAGACUGCCCGAGAGAUUGCCGUUGAUCUGGAACACCACGACAGUCGGACCUACAUUGGCAUGGUUUCGUUAAUGCAGAUCAGCACUCGUGAUAAAGACUGGAUUGUCGAUACUUUGAAACCAUGGAGGAGGCAGCUCGAAUGUUUGAACGAGGUCUUUGCGGACCCAAACAUACUCAAAGUUUUGCAAGGUGCCUAUAUGGAUAUCAUAUGGCUCCAGCGAGAUCUAGGAUUGUACGUUGUUGGUCUGUUCGACACUUAUCAUGCGGCUCGCGCACUCGGCUAUCCGUCAGCCGGCCUGGGUUAUAUGCUCGACAAAUUCGUCAACUUCAAGGCGCAAAAGCAACACCAGUUGGCUGACUGGCGGGUGCGACCACUCACGCCAGAAUUGUUCGACUAUGCCCGGGCUGAUACUCAUUUCCUUCUCUACAUAUUCGACAACAUCCGGAAUGAAUUGGUGGAAAAGUCAAAUUUCGAAGAUCCGGAAAGGAACAAAGUCGACUACGUCCUCCAAAAAUCCAAAGAGGUUGCACUGCAACGCUAUGAACACCCUGUUUACGACAUCGAGUUUGGUAGCGGUCGGAGUGGCUGGUACAAUGUCCUAACGAGGGUAUCGGUCCAGUUCGAUCCUCAGCAAUUUGCCGUCUUUCGAGCAGUGCAUAAAUGGAGGGAUGACUUGGGACGAAAGGAGGACGAGAGCCCGCUGUUCAUCUUGCAGAAUCAUGGUCUUUUGUCCAUCAGUAGAGCCAUGCCGGAGGACAAAGCCACUCUGAUCAGCACUAUCCAGCAUGUCUCACAUAUCCUGCGUCCAAACAUGGAUAGCCUUGUUUCGGUGAUACGGGAAGCAAAGUCGGAGGGCCUCCACGGACCAGAUAUGAAUGUAACACUACAACGUAUCUCAGAUAAGCGGGACGCGGAACGGGAAAAGAACCUGCAGCAACGGGCGCAAUCUGCAUCAACUCCUGUGAAGGCCACACCGGUAGUGUCCAAGCCUACACCCCUUGGUUUCACUGCCCAGCACCCUCCCAGUUUCGUUGCCGGCGAAACUCCGAGGGCUACGAAUUCGCAAUUCUGGGGCUCAUUGUGGUCUAACAAACCUAAUGAGCAGCGGAGAUCCUUCUCUUCACAGGACAUCAACUUGGCUCUACCCCUACCACCGCUCACAGCCGAGAUUUUUGCCGACAACAAACACAUUGAAGAGCCGUCACCAAGUCUGACCAAGCUAACAUUCAUUCCUAAAGACGAGAGGCCGGCGGAGGAUGAGCGAACUGACAUAUUUGUCGUCAAGCAGCUCGGCGGUCGGAAACGUAAGCUUGGGGAGGCGGCAGAAGAGUCUGCCGAGACUUCUACACUAGACCCUAUGGUUGACGACGAGAUCAUGCUUGACGAGGAAGACUCGGACGCGAUCAAACGGAAAGAAAAGGCUGCAAGGAAGGCAGCAAAGAAAGCAAAGAAGGAGAAGGAGCGGGCAGCUGCACUGGACUACGACAACGAGGACGACGAGGUAUUCGAUUACGCGAACGCCCCUAGCGUGUUGCACGCUCGCGAUGCGGAGAGGAAGACUGGUAAAAAGGACAGAAAAGACAAGAAGAAAGACGCCUCCUUCAACCCAUAUGCUAAGCUUGCCGAUGUUCCUAAGGGCAUGGCUCGCUCGCAGAAGGAGAAGUCUGGCAAGAGCAAAACGUUCAACUCGUGA